CCCACCAAGAACUACCGCUCCUUCACGGCUUCCCCCUUUUGAAUUCCGCAGCAGAGCACCGGAGACUCUGAGAAAGGGCAAUCGUCUUCAAUUAUAUUUGACCGUUUUACGAGCUUCGAUUUUGGAGCUAUGGGAGCCGAUAAGCGAGCAAAGCUACUCAUACUGUAUGCAACUCAAACUGGAAACGCCCUGGACGCAGCAGAGCGUAUUGGCCGCGAAGCUGAGAGGAGGGGCUGCCCAAUCACCCUCCGCUCCAUGGACGAGUAUGAUGCUAAUUUCUUACCUUGUGAAGACACUGUAGCUUUUGUUGUUUCUUCCACUGGCCAGGGAGAUACACCAGACUCAAUGAAGGUCUUUUGGAUGUUUCUGCUGCAGCGAAAUUUAAAUAACCAUUGGCUGGAAGGAGUGCAUUAUGCUGUGUUCGGAUUAGGUGAUUCUGGUUACCAGAAAUAUAAUUUUGUUGCUAAAAAGCUCGACAGAAGACUUUCAGAUCUUGGGGCUUCAGCUCUACUUGAAAGAGGUUUGGGAGAUGAUCAGCACCCUUCCGGGUAUGAAGGUGCUCUAGAUCCUUGGAUGUCGUUGUUGUGGAGUAUGCUGUACCAGAUCAAUCCCAAGUUCUUCCCAAAAGGUCCAGAUUUUAUGGUUCCAGAUAUGAAAUUGAUUGAUCAACCAAAAGUUAAAAUCACUUAUCAUGACGCUGCCAAUGUGUUUACAUUGCCAUCUAUCGCAUCAGAUAUUGAAUGUAUGGAGAAGCAAAUUGAGACAGCCCGUUCAAUGCAUCCUGGAAAAUUAUCACAUGCGGGGAAGCGACCUGACUGCUUUCUUAAAAUGAUCAAGAACCAAUUUCUAACAAGAGCAGGUUGUGGAAAAGAUGUGCGCCACUUUGAAUUUGAGCAAGUUUCAUCCUUGGUUGAAUAUGAAGUUGGCGAUGUCGUUGAGGUUCUCCCCAGUCAAAAUUCUGAAGCAAUAGAUUGUUUCAUGCAACGUUGCGGUUUGAAUCCUGAUGCUAUGAUCACUGUUCAACCUAGAGAAGUAGAGAAUGACCUCGAUACUCAGAUUAUUUCCUUGAAGGUGCCUGUCAAGUUGAAAACUUUCGUGGAAUUGACGAUGGAUGUUGCAUCAGCUUCCCCUCGACGCUAUUUCUUUGAGGUCAUGAGCUUUUUUGCUGGUGCUCAACAUGAGAAGGAGAGACUUCAAUAUUUUGCCUCGCCUGAGGGAAGGGAUGACCUAUAUCAGUACAACCAGAAGGAAAGAAGAACUGUUCUGGAGGUAUUAGAGGAUUUUCCUUCUGUGCAAAUGCCGUUUGAAUGGCUAGUGCAGCUUGUUCCUCCACUAAAACAAAGAGCUUUCUCCAUUUCUUCUUCUCAAUUGGUUCACCCAAAUCAAGUGCAUUUGACUGUUAAUGUUGUGUCAUGGACUACACCUUUCAAGCGGAAGAGAGCGGGUCUCUGCUCAAUGUGGCUUGCUGGACUUGAUCCCAAACAAACUGUUUAUAUUCCAGCAUGGUUUCACAAAGGAUCCCUUCCGUCUCCCCCACCAUCUCUGCCUCUCAUUCUUGUUGGACCUGGAACUGGCUGUGCACCUUUUCGUGGGUUCUUGGAGCAAAGAGCCAUACAGGAUGCUUCUGAAUCUGCUGCUCCAGUUAUAUUCUUCUUUGGUUGCCGAAAUGAAGAGAAUGACUUUUUGUACUGCGAUUUUUGGUUGUCUCAUUCGGAAAAUGGUGGCUUACUUUCAGAGGGAAGGGGUGGAGGUUUUUACGUUGCGUUCUCAAGAGAUCAGCCACAGAAGAUGUAUGUGCAGCACAAGAUGCAGGAAAACAGCCAGAGAAUUUGGGAUUUGCUGUUAAAGGGCGCCGCCAUCUACGUUGCUGGUUCUUCAACCAAAAUGCCUGCCGAUGUAUUGUCAACUCUCGAGGAUAUUGUAUCCAAAGAGGCUGGGGUGCCGAAAGAUUCUGCUGUCAGGUGGCUUAGGGCAUUGGAAAAGGCUGGUAAAUACCAUGUUGAAGCAUGGUCUUGAUUUAUAAUAUUGGCCUCAUGAGCACUUAUUCAUUAGGGAUGGGAAUUGAUGGUUUGAAUGAGUUUACGCUCCCUGGUUGAGGUAGAGAAGAUUGCCAAUGCUUUGAUAAAUCAUCUGUAAUUUUAGUUAGCCAUCAGCUCAGCCGAGACCCUGAUUGUUCAGACUCUCACACUAGGUUGACAAACCAUAUUCAUUGCAGACUUCGUGAAGUAGGUUUUUUUGUUUUUAUUUCAAUUGAAUUAAAAACAGAAGUUAUUUUAUAUUUUUUUGUUUAAAUUACAUCUUUUCAUAAUAAAAAAAAUGAAUCCCUCCCCAGCCCCUUGUCGUAGGAUGUGCAA
Messenger RNA from Tripterygium wilfordii, 2354 nucleotides. RefSeq names its product NADPH-dependent diflavin oxidoreductase 1. The record is from RefSeq and is a predicted model, not a curated record. NCBI's taxonomy places the organism in Eukaryota, Viridiplantae, Streptophyta, Magnoliopsida, Celastrales, Celastraceae. The coding region runs from base 130 to 2016 and encodes 628 amino acids. Gene Ontology annotation, molecular function: FMN binding; NADPH-hemoprotein reductase activity; flavin adenine dinucleotide binding. The transcript is spliced from 12 exons. Gene Ontology annotation, cellular component: cytosol.